AUGAUCGCCGCUCAGGCCAAGCUGGUUUACCAGCUCAAUAAAUACUACACUGAGCGCUGCCAAGCGCGCAAGGCGGCCAUCGCCAAGACCAUCCGAGAGGUCUGUAAGGUGGUCUCGGACGUGCUCAAGGAAGUGGAGGUGCAGGAGCCUCGCUUCAUCAGCUCCCUGAGCGAGAUCGACGCCCGCUACGAGGGUCUGGAGGUCAUCUCGCCCACAGAAUUCGAGGUGGUGCUCUACCUAAACCAGAUGGGCGUCUUCAACUUCGUGGACGACGGCUCGCUGCCCGGCUGCGCGGUGCUCAAACUGAGCGACGGGCGGAAGCGGAGCAUGUCUCUCUGGGUCGAGUUCAUCACAGCGUCCGGCUACCUGUCGGCGCGCAAGAUCCGCUCGCGUUUCCAGACGCUGGUGGCUCAGGCGGUGGACAAGUGCAGCUACCGGGAUGUGGUCAAGAUGAUCGCGGAUACCAGCGAGGUCAAGUUGCGCAUCAGGGAGCGCUACGUGGUGCAAAUCACUCCGGCGUUCAAGUGCACCGGUAUCUGGCCUCGCAGUGCUGCACAGUGGCCUAUGCCCCACAUCCCCUGGCCCGGCCCCAAUCGGGUGGCGGAGGUCAAGGCCGAAGGGUUCAACUUGCUCUCUAAGGAGUGCUACUCGCUGACCGGCAAGCAGAGCUCUGCGGAGAGCGACGCCUGGGUGCUGCAGUUCGGAGAGGCUGAGAACCGCCUGCUGAUGGGCGGCUGCCGGAACAAGUGUCUCUCGGUGCUGAAGACGCUGCGGGACCGCCACCUGGAGCUGCCUGGCCAGCCGCUCAACAACUACCACAUGAAGACGCUGCUGCUGUACGAGUGCGAGAAGCACCCGCGGGAGACGGACUGGGACGAGGCGUGCCUCGGAGACCGGCUCAACGGCAUCCUGCUGCAGCUCAUCUCCUGCCUGCAGUGCCGCCGCUGCCCUCACUACUUUCUGCCCAACCUCGACCUUUUCCAGGGCAAGCCCCACUCGGCCCUGGAGAGCGCUGCCAAGCAGACCUGGAGGUUGGCCAGGGAAAUUCUCACCAAUCCCAAAAGCCUGGACAAACUAUAG
Messenger RNA from Mesoplodon densirostris (Blainville's beaked whale), 1080 nucleotides. RefSeq names its product mab-21 like 2 (gene MAB21L2). Lineage: Eukaryota; Metazoa; Chordata; Mammalia; Artiodactyla; Ziphiidae. The transcript has a single exon. Bases 1 to 1080 code for a protein of 359 amino acids. The record is from RefSeq and is a predicted model, not a curated record.